Molecule: messenger RNA, 474 nt
Organism: Mesocestoides corti
Lineage: Eukaryota; Metazoa; Platyhelminthes; Cestoda; Cyclophyllidea; Mesocestoididae
Source: the annotation of a GenBank genome assembly
AUGGCGAACCUCUCCAAGGCCGAAGUUGACAGUGUGAGAGAGGUGUUUGAAGUGUUUGACUUCUGGGACGGUCAUGACGGAAUGGUGGACGCGAGUCGCGUGCCGGAUCUGCUCCGUUGCACCGGCCUCAGCCCAACCAACGCCUGCUGUCUGAAAAACGGUGCUCUCGCUGAGGCAGGCGAAUACCAGUACACCUUUGAAGAAUUUCUUUCGGUGUAUCAGGCUACCAAGUACGAUAGCGCACCGCCUAACAAAGACAUGUUCAUACAAGUUUUCAAGAGCUACGACCGGGAAUCACAAGGGGUCUUGUCUGCGGCUCAAAUCAGGCACAUUUUGGAAAGUUUCGGAGAGCGCUUGACUGAGGAGGAAUCGGACAAGAUUUUAGAGUUGAUGGGCUGCCAGCAAGGAAAUGUGAAGUACGAGGAGUUUAUCAAUGCUAUACUGGAGGAGUCGGAGUCCGCACUUUCGGAUUAA